AUGUCAUUCUCUCUUUGGUAUACGCUACUUUACAUAUUAUCAUUUGGUUCACUAAAUUCUCCACAACAUAUCGUGAUUCAAACAGGAUGUUUCAACAUUUAUCAUCCAUGUCUAAAAGGAUAUCGAUCACGACAAAAUAGUACACUUUCAUAUUUACUGAUGAAUUUAUCCGGUUCACCAUCGACCAUAUCACCAUCAUCAGUAAUAACUCGUCGUUUGUUAAUUAGGACGAAGUAUGUUAAUGAUCUAACAACGACAGCGACUUCAUUAACUCUUCCAUUAACAACAGCAACCACUACAUUAUCACCAAUUUGGCCUUCAUUCCUCACAACUUUACUAUCAUCACUACGAUCAAAAACAAAAAUAACAGUCGCUACCGGCACUACCAUCUCCACUACUACCAUAAUUUCCACCACUACCACUACGAGCACCACUAUUGCCAAUACUACCACAUUUCCAGAGACUACUCGUAACACAGAAAAUAUGCCUUUUACUGCACCAUCCAUGCCUGAAGAAGUAAUCUCUUCAUCUCCCGAUACGGUAGUCGAGAAGCAAUUUACACCAAGGCGGGGGAAACCACAUAGUUGGUGA
Molecule: messenger RNA, 591 nt
Organism: Loa loa (African eye worm)
Lineage: Eukaryota; Metazoa; Nematoda; Chromadorea; Rhabditida; Onchocercidae
Exons: 2
Coding region: 1-591 (196 amino acids)
Source: RefSeq, a predicted model, not a curated record